This is a messenger RNA of Hydatigera taeniaeformis, 210 nucleotides long. The record is from the annotation of a GenBank genome assembly. NCBI's taxonomy places the organism in Eukaryota, Metazoa, Platyhelminthes, Cestoda, Cyclophyllidea, Taeniidae.
GAGCGAAUGCAAUCGGUGGAACGGUGGAUAAACAGCAUCCCUUUGGACGCCCCAAUCUACAUUCAGACUUCGUUGACGCAGAUCAUGCCAAUUUCUGAUCCCAAAUCCUUUCCUGAUGAACUCUUCGUCUCCGACCAUCUCCCCUCCACGCCAAACAACUCCUCCUCUAUCAGCGCUGCUGGAGACACUUCUCGAGGUACAUUGUCAUAA